Molecule: messenger RNA, 1721 nt
Organism: Aphis gossypii (cotton aphid)
Lineage: Eukaryota; Metazoa; Arthropoda; Insecta; Hemiptera; Aphididae
Exons: 5
Coding region: 1327-1647 (106 amino acids)
Source: RefSeq, a predicted model, not a curated record
UUUUUAAUUUUGACCUCUUCGAUGUACAAACUAAAUCCAAUUUAGUAUCCAUAAUCAGUAAUCACCCUCAAAAUUAAAAAUUGAAGUAUUUUUUCAACAACUUAUUGCUUGUGUAUACACUAUACAUACACGAAAAAAAUUAAAAAACCACACAUUAUUAUAAAAUUAAUACAUUCGUCACACAUUCACACCACUCAGCAGGUAUCUAAAACAUAUCAUGAAAUACCAUUCCUACUUCCUAGUAAGUAAUAGAUGGAAUAUUUCCGCUCAAAAUCAAUUUCGUGCACAAUUAUAUUAUCAUUAAAUUCAAACUUAACACAGUAAUAUGUUACAAUAUUACCAGCAUCCAAAAGGUUUUACUCUGGAAGUCAGGAACUAAUUAAAUAAUAAUUGUUUGACAAAGAUUUAGAAAUGUAGUAUUAUUUAUUGUGGUAUUAAAAAUACGACAAUUAUUGCUAAGUUAAAAGCUAAAAUUAUUGACUACGCCCUACAGCAUCAUCUAUUGAACUAUAAUCGAAAAAUAUGGAAAUAAAAGUAUUGUCGUAGAUCGAUAUUAUAAUGCUACUGUUGCUAUAUAGGUACCUAUAUUAUACUUGUAAUAUAUUAAUUAUAUAUUUACUUGUACCUAUAUUAAAUAGAAAUGAUAGAUAAAACACUUCUAUUUCUAAAUAAGCAACCCUAACACAAUUAGGUAUAUAACUGCAGUGAAUGUGCAAUCAUAAAAAGACAAACCAAUUUUUGAUAUUAUCUUAAUAGGAUAUAAGUACCUUAUUGCUUUAUUGUAUUAUAAAUUUAUAAUAUUAUUAUAACGGAAUUACAGACUUACAGUCAUAGAUUUGGAUAUGUAUUUUUAAGUUCACUGCAGGUUUAUGGUGUACAGGACAGUCAAUUGAAAUAGGUAACUAAUAAAGGAAAUAAUUCUGUGUAUAUAAUAUUAUAAUAACUAGGUAUAUUAUACAAAUCAAAUGGGAUGCGUAAAAUAUCUCUAUGGAGAAUAUAAUAUAAUAUAGUUGUAGGUGCUGCUAAGUAUAUUUAUAAAACGCUGUGAGCGGCGUUUGUAAUAAUUUUUUCCUAUAGUUUAGAAGCCAACUGGAGAAAUAAAGUUACAAUGUAAGAAGGGUUGGGCUUCAUGGAGGUUUAAUAAUAGAUCUCCAUUUCUCACCAAAUAGUAUAUAAUAUAGUUAUUUUAAAACCGUUCUACUUCUACACCGUCUACAGUUCGUUUACUUGUGUCUUUGAGAGCAUAUCGAAAACCAAACGACACUAAUACUGUGAAAUAGAUAUAUCUACGCCGACCCGCUAAGUUCGACAAUACGGAAUGCUAAAAUGGUGAUAUUCAACGUAGAAUACAUUCCAGAAUAUAAAUGGAUAAUGCUCGAGUCAAAUUCCAAUAGUAACAGCAAAACCAAUAAAGAAAUAAGAGCUUUAGAAUGUAAACCCCAAAAUAACAUUCCAAAUCAAUAUCAUCAUACUAUUAAAACCGAUUUUCAAUCAAUAUUUUAUUUAAUCAACUUAGUAGAAAAAAUGAUAAAAUACAAUAACAAAUAUUAUGAAAGAAUUGAAAAAAGAAGAAAACAACAAAUUAUUGAACUACAAGGGUUAACUAUGUUUUUGCAAGAUAUUUGUAAUGAUCUAAAAGAUGUUUAGAAUUUUAAUUUAUAGUUGUACAAAUGAAAUAGAUUCCAUAAAAGAUUUAAUGUUGUGUUAAAAAUACUUUAAAU